CAAAAAGAAAAUAGUUGCGUGUGUCGUCUGCAACAUGUGAGAGAGGAGUGGACACUUGACAUAAACACAACGGGUUGUUAAUCGAUUCAAGAUGAGUAAGUGGGGAGAGCGGAUGAAGAAGGUGGAGCAGCUCGCUCAGUCCUUCCAGCUGAACCCUCUGGCCGCUCAAUACAAACCUCGGCUGUGGCCGUGCCAGCCGUCCUCCAUCUGGAAGCUCUUCCCUCGUCAAAGUAUGGCGGUCAGCUUCGCUCAGAGCUGCAAGGAAGCUGUACAUGUGUUUGCACUUGAAAAAGAAAAGACAUCCCUGGGUCAAAGGAUCUUCCUGGUGACCAGCUACAGUGAACUGUGGCAUUACUACAGGACUUACCCACAGUCCUUGAUGCACUGCUACGAGGUGAUACCAGAGGGCGCUGUUUGUAAACUUUACUUUGACUUGGAGUUCCACAAGCCUUCAAACCAAGGGGCUGAUGGGAAAUCCAUGGUCUCUUCACUUAUCCAG
Messenger RNA from Notothenia coriiceps (black rockcod), 499 nucleotides. It is a transcript of the gene primpol, whose product is annotated as primase and polymerase (DNA-directed). Gene Ontology annotation, molecular function: chromatin binding; DNA-directed DNA polymerase activity. NCBI's taxonomy places the organism in Eukaryota, Metazoa, Chordata, Actinopteri, Perciformes, Nototheniidae. The annotation marks the transcript as partial. The transcript has 4 exons. The record is from RefSeq and is a predicted model, not a curated record. Gene Ontology annotation, cellular component: mitochondrial matrix; nucleus. Gene Ontology annotation, biological process: response to UV; mitochondrial DNA replication; error-prone translesion synthesis.